Molecule: messenger RNA, 561 nt
Organism: Lycium barbarum (goji berry)
Lineage: Eukaryota; Viridiplantae; Streptophyta; Magnoliopsida; Solanales; Solanaceae
Product: putative phytosulfokines 6
Exons: 3
Coding region: 105-395 (96 amino acids)
Biological process (GO): cell population proliferation
Cellular component (GO): extracellular region
Molecular function (GO): growth factor activity
Source: RefSeq, a predicted model, not a curated record
CACAACCCUCAACUAUCGAUAUAAUUAUCUUUCUCUUCCACUUUCUCUCAUUUGAUACAUUCUCAAACCUAAAAUUAUCUAAGCCUGGAACUAAAGAACCACACAUGAAGCAAAGCAUAUGUUUUCUUGUAUAUCUGAUCUUCCUAUUUGUUUUGCUUUCACCAGCAUCAUCUUCCCAUUUCUUAUCAACCAGUGAAGUACUCAAAGAGGAGGUAAAGAUCAAUGGAAAAGUGAGCCUUCCAUAUUCACUUGACCAGAUGGAAACCACCGAUUCAUUAAAUAAGCUGAUGGGGUUGGAGGAAUGUGAAGAUGAAGAUGGAGAAUGCUUUAAGAGAAGGGUACUUGCAGAAGCACACCUUGAUUACAUCUACACUCAGCACCAUAAUCAUCCUUGAUAAUACUCUUGGAAAAUUAUCUUUAUAAACCUUUUCAACAUGAAAUAAUCCUCCUACGUUUUCCUUUUUAGUGCAUUUCUUUUCUAACCCGCUAUUUAGAGAUAGGGCCUCUUGUAAGUUUGGCAGAUAAACUUGUACUUCUGUGUUUCUAAGCUAUUUUCAGUUA